Molecule: messenger RNA, 2922 nt
Organism: Dracunculus medinensis (Guinea worm)
Lineage: Eukaryota; Metazoa; Nematoda; Chromadorea; Rhabditida; Dracunculidae
Source: the annotation of a GenBank genome assembly
AUGCUGCAGCGAAUAGGAAAUCAAACUGAUAAUAUUUUGCAUUUCGAUGAACCAAUAACAAAAGAGAUUCCAAAUGAUUUCCUUGGACGGGUGAAGUAUUAUUAUGAUUUCUACAAUCUACGAAGCAUUGCUCCUUUUAUUUUAUUGGUCCUUUAUUCGUUAUUAGGUGCAACAGUGUUUUACUGGAUUGAAUAUGAUUAUGAACAAGAAUUAUUCAGGAGAGAAACAUUGGUCUUAGAAAGCCUGAGGAAUGAAACAUUUUAUCGCUUGAAAAGUAUUAUGACUGAUGGAAUUAGUAGCGAACGAACGAAGUUAUAUAAUUCCCGAGAUAUUUUGGUUUGGUAUGAAAGGCAAUUAGGGCGAAUGAAAUCUUCUAGUAAUCUAAAGUGGGAUAUGUGGGGUGCAUUAUACUAUGUCGGAACAAUUUUUACUACCAUAGGUUAUGGUAAUAUAGCACCAAGAACAACUGGCGGUCAAUUAUUGAGUAUCAUCUAUGCUAUGAUUGGAAUUCCACUUGUUUUAGCGAUUUUGAAUCAAUUUGGUAAAACUUUAACUCGCUUGGCCAGCCAUCUUUGGCUAAGGAAUCAAAUCGAUCUUGAAGAAGGUACGCUUCCUCUUCGUAAUGACGAAUAUAACCAUUAUCAGUUGGAUAGUGCGAAUACAAAUAAUAAAGACGAAAAUAAGGAUGAAGAUGAAAUAAUUGAAAGCAGGACAAUUCCUGUGUGGUUAGCAUUUCUUAUAUGCAUUGCAUGGAUUUGCCUUUGUGCCGGGUUAUUUUGCAUUUGGGAAACGCAGUGGUCUUAUUUUACAUCGUUGUAUUUUUUCUUUAUAUCCUUGUCUACGAUAGGCCUUGGUGAUGUUGUACCUGAUCAUCCACAUAUGUUAAUUUUAAUGUUUUGGCUGGUCAUUAUUGGUUUAUCAAUUGUGUCGAUGUUAUUAAGCGUUAUACAGAUCAAAAUUGAAGAAUGGUUAUACAAUUUAAUGAUUCGCAUGCAGAAGGAAUAUCAAAGGGCCUUGGAAUGUGGCGAUCCCAUCGAACGGAAAGCUAUAUUACAAAAACUGAUGAAAAAACAGCCGUGGUUGUUGAGAAAUAUGGUUCCACAUCUUAUUUCCGAAAAUCAAGCUGCACAAUUUAAUCGACAAGUUGAAAAUUUGGAAAAAUCUGUUAGAAAUACGAACAACAAAAAUAUUCAAACGGAAGUUCCAACAUCUUCAAAGAAAUCUAUGGAAGCACAAGUUGACGAUGAUUUGGAUAACAGCGAUACGAACGGUUAUUGUACCGCGAUUGAACUCGUUGACGAGAAUCUUCAAACUUCAGCCCAAACUUCGCCUGUAGUACUUAAUGAAGGCAUCACACUUUUGAAGCGAACACCCGAAAUGCUCGCUGAAUACAGAACACAACCCUUCCAACUUGCUGACGACCAUGCUGAUUCUAUUUCUGAAGUCACGUCUAUACCUAUGGAUCUGACCAACUUCGAUCAAUAUGAAUUGGAUCGGGCUUUAAUAGACCGAAGCCAACAAUUUCACAUUUCCAUGGAUAACUGUGGAAUACAAACUGAUAACUUUUCCAUGAAUGGUUGUGGGGUUCAAACAGAUAUCGCUCAGUUCCAAGUGGAAGAAAUAAUGCUUAAGUUGCAAGAAUUACAAAACCAGGCUGGUUAUAAACCAUUAGUAAAGGAUCAAUCUGUGGACGUUUCACUUGAAGCAUUUGCGCUCGAAUGUAUUAAACAACAACCAGAAAUAGUGGAUAGCGACAUUUGUGCAUCAGCUGAACUGUUCCAGCGUCCUGCUUUAGCAUUAAUUCAACGAGAAAUUCAGGAUAAUGAAAAUAGUGAACAAGUUACGAAAUAUACGCAAUACGAUAUAACGCCACUUAUCGUUGAUAUAUCGAUAUGCACGGAUAUAUUAGAAAACGAUAUGGUAGAACGAGGAACGGGAACAGAAGGCUGUAUUUUGAUGAGCUCUUCAAUUGAAACAGAUCCUUGGAUGUCACAGCUACAGAUGCCUGAAUGUAGCCGAGCGGUUCAGACUCAGUUCAAUUAUUAUGAACUGCUGAGGCAUGUGUCAUGCUCAUACUACACAGUAUUCUUAGCAAUUCUUAACUUCCCAAACUAUCUUAACUAUCGAUCUUUGAGUGGCAGAGUACCACAGGUAACUCAAAGGUCGCCAUGUUUGGAUGCCAAAGUUUUUUGUGAUGUUCAAACUCAAACGAUGCUGGAAUUGAGUGAUUUCCUUUUCGACGCUCGAAACGAUCAAGGAGUACUGAAAUCUUCCGUAUCAACCAUGUCGUUGCAUGGCAGCGAAUUGAGCCUUGCGCCAAUCGUUCGAAAGGAUUUAAUCAUUCAAACGGACGAUUCAUAUUUGAAAAUUGCUCGUCGUCUCGACCAAAUGCGUUCAAAUCGAACCGAUAGUUUGCAUAUUUGCGUAGCAAAACCACUGAAUAGUUUUAAUAAUUCUAAGAAAUGGAAACAUGAUAAUAACAGACUUAUAUGUGAUCGACCAAGUGAGAGACGAGGUUAUAUCAUCGAUCCACCGAUUCGAAAGCGAAAAUCCUUCAAAAGUAGUUUUGAUAGGCGCACCUCGAACAUGCCACCAAAUAGAGUGACAUUUUCAAUCGUUGAAGAAGAACUGAAAGCUGAAGCUAGUGCAUUGCUUUUAAGGAGAAGUGAUGAAGCCGGUCCUUCAAGCGGCUCCGCAAACCAGUCUCGUAGCGAUGAAAAUUCAAAGGCUGUACGUAUAUCCCUACAAGGAAAAAAAGGAAAAGAGCAUUUGGCAUGGAAAACAUCACUAACACCUUCAAAUAUACCAUGGGGAAAAGUUAGCGACUAUAUAAAGUAUCACGAAAUGGGGAUUCAUAGUCCUGGUACACCACAAGGUCGUCGUGCUAGCAAUAUCACCAUCAUAGAUAUGCGAGAUAAAUGA